AUUUAUAGGAAUAUUUUUCCACAAGCUACGUAUUAUUUAAUUGCAGAACCAUUUAGAUUAUUAUAAUUCACCGUCUUCUCCAGGCCCCAUAUGGUUGGGAACGUACCUGCAGCAAUGCUAAUAUUUAAUAGUGAAAAGUAGGCAAGCAUUUGCUGAAAGUGUUCUCUCUAUGCUUCAUGUAUAAGUGAUGCUAAUCUCAGAUGGAAAAAGAAAAUGAAUACAAAGGGAGUAAAGGUUAUUUGACUUUGCAAAGGAACCACGUGAUAGACAACUUAUCAAGAAGCAACAAAAGUUUUAUGAUCCGAUAUAUUGGGCAUCAAUUUUUGUUAUUUCAGAUACUUUUUAUUUCAAAUCUAUAAAUAGGGACAUUGGCAAUGGCAAUUGCCAUCAGUAGAAACACCAAAGCUCUUAAAUAUUGCUAAGAACUUCUUGAGAAACUUAAUCAUGUCUCGCAUCGUAUUACAGUUUUUGCCAGUUCUUCUGCUAAUGUUGAUGGCAAUGAUGGAGGCUACUCCUCCGGGUAUCGCCAAGAACCCAAGCCAUUCAAGAUGUUUGAUCAAGAAAUACAAGAUGUGCUAUAACCUAGAGCAUGUCUGCCCCAAGUUUUGCCCGGAUGCAUGCACCGUAAAUUGUGUCUCUUGUAAGCCUAUGUGCGUUGAUUCCUCCAGCCCUGCCCCUGAAGAUUCUAACUCUCCACCUGAGUCACCCAAAACUCCUACCACUCCUACUUCAACUCCACCUCCUUCUAAUCCCACCUAUCCGCCAUCAACACCUUCUCCCAAACCUCCAUCUCCAUCACCAUCAACGCCUUCUACCACCACCCCUGCAUCACCUUCACCUCCUACACAACCAAAACCUACUCCUCCAACUCCAACUGAACCAUCUUCUCCAGCAACCACACCUUCACCGCCUUCAUCGCCAACACCUCCUCCUACUACUCCGUCAUCUCCUUCACCUCCAUCCAAUCCAGCUACCCCACCAUCGACACCUUUGUACCCUUCUCCACCACCUCUUAAUACUACUCCAUCGUAUCCAACCCCUCCUAGCUCUACUCCAUCUCCACCUAGCAAGUCUCCACCAUCAUCUAACCCUCCUUCCACUCCAUCAUCUCCAUCUGCUUCUGAAGGAGCCAAGAGGGCCAAGUGCAAGAAUAAGAACUAUCCACAAUGUUACGACAUGGAGCAUGUAUGUCCCAGCUCUUGCCCUGGUGGAUGCGAGGUCGAUUGUGUCACUUGCAAACCUGUCUGCAGGUGUGAUCAGCCAGGAGCAGUUUGCCAAGACCCUCGAUUCAUUGGUGGAGAUGGCAUAACCUUUUACUUCCAUGGCAAGAAAGACCAAGAUUUCUGCCUCUUAUCCGACGCCAACCUCCAUAUCAAUGCCCACUUUAUUGGUCGUCGAAACCAGAACAUGAAAAGGGACUUCACUUGGGUCCAGUCCAUUGGAGUACUCUUUGGCAACCACCAACUUUACAUUGGUGCACAGAAAACCGCCAUAUGGGAAGACUCGGUGGACCGCAUUUCCAUCACAUUCGACGGCAAGACAAUUAGACUGCCAGAAUCCGAAGGCGCUAGGUGGCAGUCGGAGAGUGUUCCAAGUGUGUUUGUGAUGAGAGCUGCUGAGACUAACGAUGUUAUGGUUGAAGUUGAAGGAAGCUUUAGGAUCACAGCUAAGGUGGUGCCCAUCACUGAAGAAGACUCUCAGAUUCACAACUAUGGGAUUACGAAAGAGGAUUCGUUUGCUCAUCUUGAUCUGGGAUUCAAGUUCUUCUCUUUGAGCGACCAAGUAAGCGGUGUGUUGGGCCAAACAUACAGACCGGACUAUGUGAGCCGUGUAAACAUUGGAGCAAAGAUGGCGGUAAUGGGAGGGUACAUGGAGUUCAAGACUUCGAGCCUGUUUGCCACUGACUGUGCCGUUGCUCAGUUUAGAGGCUCCAAUGGUGAAGCUUCUUUGGAGGAUUCGGAGCUGCCAAGCUUGAGCUGUACCAGUGGGUUGGAUGGUCAAGGAGUAGUCUGCAAGAAAUAAGACUUCGUUUCUGUUUUUUUUGUAAUCAGAACAAAAAAACAAAGAGAUAAAAUAAAACAAUAUGAAGUUGUUGAAUAAAAACUCUAAGAAGUAUAAACCAUAGCCAUUGCUUAUUGGAAGUAGAAAAAAUACUGUCCAAUGCAACUAUAAGCCAUUGCUUAUCGGUAGCUAGCAGAAAAAACUGUCCGAUGUAAUUUGUCCUUCCUCCAUUGACUAAUA
This is a messenger RNA of Ziziphus jujuba (common jujube), 2241 nucleotides long. RefSeq lists its product as uncharacterized. The transcript has 2 exons. NCBI's taxonomy places the organism in Eukaryota, Viridiplantae, Streptophyta, Magnoliopsida, Rosales, Rhamnaceae. The record is from RefSeq and is a predicted model, not a curated record. Bases 445 to 2022 code for a protein of 525 amino acids.